Molecule: messenger RNA, 2588 nt
Organism: Carassius carassius (crucian carp)
Lineage: Eukaryota; Metazoa; Chordata; Actinopteri; Cypriniformes; Cyprinidae
Product: neuronal acetylcholine receptor subunit beta-2-like
Exons: 6
Coding region: 283-1905 (540 amino acids)
Biological process (GO): signal transduction; monoatomic ion transmembrane transport; regulation of membrane potential
Cellular component (GO): postsynaptic membrane; neuron projection; synapse
Molecular function (GO): transmembrane signaling receptor activity; acetylcholine-gated monoatomic cation-selective channel activity
Source: RefSeq, a predicted model, not a curated record
GCAUCUCCUCUCAUCUCCUCUCGCGCACAGCGAGUAGUCCUUCGUCUACCUGGCUGCUAAUAAAACUGUUCCAUUUCCAUCGCUGGGGAAAACCACGCGUUCAGCGACCUACAAUCGCUGACGUAACGAUGCCAGGUACCGAAUAACGUCGAGAAGAAAGAACAUAUAUUUAACCCUCGCGCGCGUCCACCUUGACAAAGUCACGCUACGAUACGCACGACCACACGCGCGCACGGGAGAGAGCAGUUCACGCGCGGCAGAUGCUUCCACGUCCUCGCUGAGAUGAUGGCUCUGUGGACGCUCUUCUGCAUCCUCACCAUUGUGAAAAGCAGUGAUGGAGCAGAUACAGAAGAGAGACUGGUGGAGCAUCUUCUAAAUCCAGCCCACUACAACAAACUGAUCCGACCAGCGACUAAUGGCUCAGAACUGGUGACAGUGCAGCUGAUGGUCUCGCUGGCUCAGCUCAUCAGUGUGCAUGAGAGAGAACAGAUCAUGACCACCAAUGUUUGGCUUACACAGGAGUGGCAGGACUACCGGCUAACAUGGAACCCAGAUGAGUUUGAUGGCAUGAAGAAGGUCCGUCUUCCCUCCAAACAUAUUUGGUUACCUGAUGUUGUUCUUUAUAACAAUGCUGACGGCAUGUAUGAGGUGUCUUUCUACUCCAAUGCUGUCAUCUCCUACGAUGGAAGUGUCUUCUGGCUUCCACCAGCGAUCUAUAAGAGUGCCUGUAAAAUUGAGGUGAAGCACUUUCCCUUCGACCAGCAGAACUGCACGUUGAGCUUCCGCUCGUGGACCUAUGACCGCACAGAAGUGGACCUGGUUCUGCGUGCGGACGUGGCUAGCAUGGACGAUUUCACGCCCAGCGGCGAGUGGGACAUCAUCGCUCUGCCUGGCCGGCGCAAUGAGAACCCCUCUGACCCAACCUACGUAGACAUCACCUAUGACUUCAUCAUCCGGCGUAAACCCCUCUUCUACACCAUCAACCUCAUCAUUCCUUGCAUCCUCAUCACCUCUCUGGCCAUCUUGGUCUUCUACCUUCCAUCAGACUGUGGGGAGAAGAUGACACUCUGUAUCUCAGUGCUACUGGCCCUCACUGUGUUCCUGCUGCUGAUCUCCAAAAUUGUGCCGCCCACGUCUCUCGACGUCCCUCUGGUCGGGAAGUAUCUGAUGUUCACCAUGGUGCUGGUCACGUUCUCCAUUGUGACAAGUGUGUGCGUGCUGAACGUGCAUCACCGGUCACCCACCACACACAGCAUGCCUCCAUGGGUGAAGCUAGUGUUCCUCAACAAGUUACCUGCUUUGCUUUUCAUGCGUCAGCCAUGCAACAGCAGCGAGCGUCAGCGUUUGCGCCAACGCCGGCGUGCCAACGAACAGCAGGAAGGUGGGCGAGCAGGUCUGGCUGAUGGGCUCAUGGCGGGUUUGGGCCUGGGUGGCUCUUCAUCAGGGAGCAAAGAGAACAAUGAGGCGUGCACGUGCUAUGUGAACAGGGCCUCAGUUAAACAGUUUGGGGCAGAGUUGGGUGGUGGAGGGGGGUCAACAGAUGGACUAAACGGGAUAAGGGAAGGUGGGAGAGAGUCCAGGGAAGGAGGUUCAAAUCCAUUGCAAAGCUCUGCUCUACCUCAGGGGAAGCAGCAGCCCCCUACAAUCCUCACCCAGGCUCUGCUGGCCCAGGCCUGCCCAGGGUUCGAGGAGGCUGUAGGCGGAGUCCGCUUCAUUGCAAACCACAUGAAGAGUGAGGAUGACGACCGUAGCGUGAGUGAGGACUGGAAGUAUGUGGCCAUGGUCAUCGAUCGUCUGUUUCUCUGGAUCUUUGUUUUUGUGUGUGUCUUUGGCACAAUUGGAAUGUUCCUUCAACCUCUGUUCCAAAACUACACAGCCAAAACUAUCACCAACACACCCGGCUGACUAACCACCAUCAACCACCACACCAAUGGACGCUACCCACCAUCAGUUGCGACAGGAGGGCAAAGGGAGGAGGUGGGGUCUGCCGAAGGAGAGGGCAAAUGUCACUCUGGACAAACAUUAGGUUUACAUGAACUUUUUUUGGAAAAUCACACAGAGUGGGGAUUUAGUCCAGGAUUCUCGUUCAGGCCUCUCGUCAAGUCCACCUUCCCCUCCUUUUAGGUGAAAAACCACAUAAGCCAAUCGGAGAGAAAGGAGACACCUGUUUACUUUGCUCAGCAGCCAAUCAGCACUCAUCUCUGCAAAUAGAAAGCCAUCCACCGCCAACAAGCUCUGAAACAAGCAGUCUGCUUCCUCAAGAGUCACAUGACUUCUGUUUGUUACCUGUACAUGCAAGCUAGUCAGACAGGGAUGAAUUUAAAUAUCAGUUUUAACAUUGUUUCUAUCAGAUUCUUGUUUAUUUCCCAUGGACUAGAAACCUGUCAUAAUCUAUGUAUUGCAAAAACAUUCUCUUUUCUGUGUGAACAAACGAGUGUCUGGUCCUUCAGAAUGAGCUUUGAUGCAGUAUUGUAUUAUUAUUGGUAUAGUAAAAGUGUGAAUUGUAUUACUACAACACACAACAUGAAGAGGGAGGAUGCCUGGUGAGAUAUGAAACAGUGACAGUGACUGUUUAUAAAGACUGAAGG